Haliotis rubra (blacklip abalone) is the source of this 6436-nucleotide messenger RNA. Its product is annotated as glutamine--fructose-6-phosphate aminotransferase [isomerizing] 2-like. Lineage: Eukaryota; Metazoa; Mollusca; Gastropoda; Lepetellida; Haliotidae. Gene Ontology annotation, biological process: protein N-linked glycosylation; fructose 6-phosphate metabolic process; UDP-N-acetylglucosamine metabolic process. Gene Ontology annotation, molecular function: L-glutamine:D-fructose-6-phosphate transaminase (isomerizing) activity; carbohydrate derivative binding. The record is from RefSeq and is a predicted model, not a curated record.
GAUGUAAACGUAAGGUCACAGGUGCCUUAUAAAUACCGUUCUCCGAAACGUGGCACAGAUAUUGACAGACGAUUGUGAGGGUCGUACGACGUUUUAUUUAGUGUGUGUCGAGAUUCAGAGACAUUCUUAAAUAUGUGUGGUAUCUUUGCAUAUUUGAACUAUUUAGUGCCGAGCACUAGACGUGAGAUUCUGGACAUCCUCAUCAACGGCCUAAAACGUCUGGAAUACAGAGGCUACGACUCAGCAGGUGUUGCAUUUGAGGGCAGCAAUAUUGACAGCGAAGAAUGUUUCAUCAAAGUCAUCAGACAGAUUGGCAAGGUCAACAUGCUGGAAGAGGCUGUACGAUGUGCACAGGACGUGAACUUCGACAAGCCCUACAAUGUCCAUGUUGGCAUUGCACACACACGCUGGGCCACCCACGGAGAACCCAGCCAACGCAACAGCCACCCCCAGAGGUCUGACCCUGACAAUGAGUUUGUGAUUGUACAUAAUGGAAUCAUCACAAAUUACAAAGAUAUCAAGUCUUUCUUGGAAAACAAGGGGAUGAAGUUUGAGUCUGAGACUGACACUGAGGUCAUUGUGAAGCUUGUGAAACACUUAUGGGAAACACACAAGACCUCAAAGAUCACCUUCAGGGAGCUGGUGGAGGUUGCUAUUCAGCAGUUGGAGGGAGCAUUUGCCCUGGCCAUGACAAGUACACAUUUCCCUGGAGAGAUCGUUACAACAAGACGAGGAAGUCCACUCUUAAUCGGCGUAAAGAGUCGGGCCAAAUUGACAACUGAUCACAUCCCAAUCCUGUACAGCAAAGGUUGUAAAGAUUUGACGUCUACGGAAGGUGGGUCAGCGAGGGCUUGUGGAUAUGAAGAACACCCCAAUGAAAGUGAUCAUCGAGGGUUUGUGGGGACAACACAUCGUAAUGAGGAUCAAACCGAGUUUCACCCCGUAGACAACAAAGAGGUGGAAUACUUCUUUGCCUCUGAUGCCAGUGCCAUCAUCGAGCACACCAACCAGGUGAUCUUCAUGGAAGAUGACGAUGUUGCAGCCGUCCAGAAUGGGAGCCUCUCCAUCCAUCGCAUAUCCCGCAGCAUCGAUGAUUCCACAGUCCGUGAGGUGAUCACCCUCAAGAUGGAGAUCCAAGAGAUCAUGAAGGGUAGUUUCAGCUCCUUCAUGCAAAAGGAGAUCUUUGAACAGCCUGAGUCUGUGGUCAACACGAUGAGAGGCAGAGUCAGUUUUGAUGCAGAACUCGUUGUCCUAGGUGGCAUCAAGGAUUACAUGAGUGAGAUCCGGAGAUGUCGCCGUCUGCUUUUCAUUGCCUGUGGAACCAGCUUCCACAGUGCUGUUGCGACGCGGCAGCUGCUAGAAGAGCUUACUGAGUUGCCAGUGAUGGUGGAACUAGCCAGCGACUUCUUGGACAGAAGCACACCGGUCUUCAGGGAUGACGUCUGCUUCUUCAUCAGCCAGUCCGGGGAGACAGCGGACACCCUUCUAGCUUUACGGUACUGCAAGCAGCGAGGGGCUCUGAUUGUCGGCAUCACCAACGUUGUGGGCAGCAGCAUCUGCCGCGAGUCACACUGCGGAGUUCACAUCAACGCAGGGCCUGAGAUUGGUGUGGCCAGCACAAAGGCGUACACAAGUCAGUUCAUCUCACUGGUGAUGUUUGGGCUGAUGAUGUGUGAGGAUCGCAUCUCCAUGCAGCAGAGAAGGAAGGAGAUCAUCCAAGGACUCAAGAAGCUUCCAGACCAGAUCAAGGAAGUUCUGAAGAUGGACGAGCAGAUCCACAACCUGGCACAGGAGCUGUAUCAGCAGAAGUCCCUCCUGGUCAUGGGCCGAGGCUACAACUAUGCAACGUGUCUGGAGGGUGCCCUGAAAAUCAAGGAGUUGACAUACAUGCACUCUGAGGGUAUUCUGGCUGGUGAAUUAAAGCAUGGCCCCUUGGCGCUGGUAGACCGCGCUAUGCCAGUCAUCAUGGUCGUCACCCGGGACAAGGUCUUCUCAAAAUGUAUGAACGCACUUCAGCAAGUGAAAGCAAGACACGGCGAGCCUAUCUUGAUUUGCAACACGGGUGACGUUGAGACGCAGUCACAGGCUUUGAAAUAUAUUGAUGUACCUCUCAACAUUGAUUGCCUACAAGGCAUUCUGACCAUUAUACCAUUGCAAUUACUCUCAUUGCACAUUGCCGAAUUGAAGAAAUUUGACGUGGACUGCCCCCGGAACCUUGCCAAGAGUGUGACCACGGAGUAACCUUGAACUUGUCCCAGAAAAUUAUAUAACCCAUAUUGAUCAGUCUCAACAGCUUUUGAAAUCUUUGUUGAUAUGAUGCCAAAGGUCAAGGUUACGUCAGGUUACGUCAGGUCAAGGUGAAGGCUUUUCAUCUACAUCACAUCAUCAGUGCCAUUGGAACAAAGCAUUACAAAACCGUCACCCUCAACUUAUAUUUAAUACUUUUUAUGGGCUUUUGAGGAUUCCUGUGACAAAUCAUGUACUAAUGGCUUCUCAUACAGAGAAUUGCAUAUUUAUUUUUUUUGUAUGCACUGUUUAAUUUCUCACGUUUAACUGACAGUUGUCUAUAAGAAAAGAUUUUGUGGGACCACAAGGUUUAUCCUUGCAUACAAGGUCAUUGUAUACAUUUGAACAUGACAUUAGACAACCAUUUCAUUAACUUUGUUAACAGAAAUGUAUUAUUUAGAGGAAGCAGAUAUUUGCUAGCAAAUAAGUUUAUAAAAUGACCUCAUCAUUAUUGCUUCCUUUUUAGAUUUUAGAUUUGGGUUAAGACAAAUUGACGAUGAUGAUGAUGAUGAUGAAAUAAAGGUCUUCACAUCAUUGAUACUUUCCUAGGUUUUCUUUGUUACUAGGCUGUCUGAUAGUUGAAAAUUUGAAAUCCUUAACGGCAUGGGUAUUUUAUCAAAUGUGUCAUUCUCAUGUGUCAUCUAUAGACAUUGGUUGAGGAUGGCUGUAGAACUGUGCUAGGCUGUGCUGUGGAGUAGGCUGCAUACAAAGUAAAGGUCACUAUAAACAAUCAUGUACAGUGUGUAGAAUAUUACUGUAUCAUUGAGCUUACAAUGUAGCACAUCGUAUCAUCUGGGUUAAUAUGAAGUAUAACAUUAUAUCACCAGGUUGGUGUGCACAAAGCUGCUGCCACCUGUUCUGUGGGUGCGUUGCAAACAGUCAAUCGCUUGCCAGCAAAUAUACAGCUUACAGCAGAGCACUAACUUACAGCUGCAGGUAGUCGCACCAAUCACUGGCUGAGGUUGCUUCAUUCUCAAACCGAAAUGGUGGCGGAGGGGAAUUUGACAGCUCAACAAGAAAUGUCUUACUGGAUCAGCUGGAAAUGGACAAAGGCAGCUGACAUCCCAGCAUCCUCAGUUUGUUCCACAUCUUCGAAGUAGUCAUCAGUAGUGAUAAAUUCAUCAGCUCGCCAUCGAGACUGUUCUAUUACGUUCUUCAUUAAUUAUUCAAGGCGAGCAAUCGGUAAUCACUCCGCCAAUUUUGGAAUAGUGGGCAAGCGCUAUAUAUAUAUGAGCUGUUGCAAUGGAUAAGCGAUUACUUUGCUUACUCUAAGCGAUUCACGGCUUGCAACGCACCCUGUGGGUUGACAACUUUUUGCUGGGUUACGACGAAGUCUGUAAGUGCCAAUAACAUGUUAUUGUUGUGUAACAAUACCAUAUUCAACCCUAGCAGAUAGAAUGCAGAUGUACAGGAACAGUGUUGUUUAUAUGUUAAUGAAUGAAAUGUGCAUAGAUGUUUUGUAGAUAUAUAUUUGGGGUAAUGGCAGGGUUUAAUGAUAGGAGUAUGUAUAUUUGUAUGUAUUGCAAACUGGUCCCUACUGGGAGUUCAGUACAACACAUGAAAAUUUAUGAAUUAUUAGAUUGGACACCUGAACAUGUCUGGUAAUGGUACCACACCUUGAUGCCUGGUAACAAUAACACACCUGGAAAUACCUGGUAACAAUAACACACCUGGAAAUACAGGUAGCACAACUUGACAUGUCAGGUAACAGUAAAACACCUGAAAAUACCUGGUAACAGUAAAACACCUGGAAAUACAGGUAGCACACCUUGACAUGUAAGGAAACAGUAAAAACCCCGACGUCAGUGUAUUGCUUCGCUCAGGCUUGCAUUGAAACUCUCACUUUUUCUGGAUGCUGAUUGGGUUGCAUAUGGUAUUGAAUAACUCUUGUAUAUCACUAUCAAGUGUCACUAUUUAUUUAUGACAAACAUUUAUGUUGAUUCAUGUAAAGAUGUUGUUCAUGAUAACACAGAAUAGGAUGACAAUAUUUGUUUCUCUUUUCUUAUAUUCUUUUCUUAAAUUGCUACAAAUGGCUAUUUUUUGUUUCACAUUAGAUGUGACGUAAUAUUAGAAUCGCACAGAAUUUGAUCUCGGGUCUGUUUUUUCUGUAUCCUGUUUACUGUUAUGUCAAGAAAUGUUUUGUUGUACAUAUAAAAUAUUUAAGAAGCUUGUAAGCUUGUUUUGAACCAAUGGGACAAUCUCUUCUCUGAAAAUCAAGUUGGUAUAAUCUCAGUGUUAUCAAUGUUUUGCAUUUACAAAUUUUGUUAUUUAUAAGCAUUACCCAAGAUAUCGCAGCAGCUGACAGACGAUGAUUUCAGAGUUUUAUUGAUUGACAUUAUUACUUUACCUAUAAUUAUUUAUUGUUGGGGAAAUGUGAAACAUUGCCUUCCAGACGCUGUACUGUCACUAACAAUACCAUACAUGUAUGUUAUCAGAGACUGUGCACAUGUUGUGCAUUCAUUAUACAAUCUAUUUGAAAUCUAUGCAAUUUUAAAUGCCUUGUAUUUUUAUGCCACAGAUAUGCAUGUUUGAAUGUCUUGUUUAAAAAAAUGGCAGACUUUUUGUUCUCUCGUUGAAGCUGUUUGGUGCAGUGUCAUUAUAUUAACCUUAUUUUGGAUGUAUAUUGUGGUAAAGAACUGAGUAGGGUUACAUGUUUCAUAGGGGGAGGGAGGAGAAGCCUUUUUGUUUACAGAACAGUGCUGGAACAAAAUAAUUUGUUUUUCCAAAUCAUACUGUUUGCUGCACAUGCUGGUUAUUUGUAUAAAUAAUAUAUUGUGUGUGAAAUUGUCUUGAAGCUUGUCCAAAAGGAAUAUUCUAUUUCAAGAUAGGUCAGCACCACCCACAUCUGCAGAAUAGUGAGAGAUAGUUCGGUUGUGAGCGACCUGUUAGUUGGUAUCCAGAUUAGACGUUAUUGGUUUGUAUGUUGUCCACAUGUCAGUGUGACUCGUCUGUACAGUAUGGGCGGUGGGGUCACCUAAUGGUUAAAGUGUUCGCUCGUCACACUGAAGGUCCGGGUUCAAUUCCCCACAUGGGUAAAAUGUGUGAAGCCCAUUUCUGGUGUCCCCCACAGUGCCGUGAUAUUACUGGAGUAUUGCGAAAAGUGGCGUAAAACUAAACUCACUCAGCCUUGAAACCAGGAAAACUUGUUCCAGCACUAUACAACAGCUGUACUGAAAUAUGUACAACAAAUUUAAGAAAGAUUGCAGACUGACUUUUGAAAUAGAAUAUUUCGCCUCACACGGAGCUCCUUCUGUCCCAAAACUUGAUGUUGACUCCAAGUUUGUUAAGAGUACAAGUAUUUUGUGGGGUGGCAAAUUCCACAAGACAGUUGAUAUCGAACAUUUUCGUUUUGUGAAACUGAAAACUAAAUAUGUCACUGUUGCAAAAUGUAAAUUUGUUUUGUGCUAACUACCUUACCCUCAUGUCUAUUGUUACAUCCAAAUUUGAUCGUCUCUGUACUUAAUUUAUGUUGGACAAUCAGACAAUCAUUACUGAACAAUUUCAAGGACAAAUGAGAUGAUUUUGGAGGAUAAAAUUUAAAACUGAAGGUAAUUUUUUAAAUAUCACAUGUAUUUUAUGUUAAGUUGAUAAUAUACUGACCCAGAAAUUUGAAUAUUUGUAAUAUUUGGAAAAUAGCCACCAAAAUCUAUUUAUGUGUAUAUUAGGCAUGAGAUAAUUAGACACAACCAUUGCAUUGUUAGGGGUGUAAUCUCAUUGUUUUUACCGUGCUCACAAAAUAAUUUGUUUUCAUUGCAUGUGAGUAAAUGAGAAUAUUGGAUAUAAUUUUGAAAAUUAAUGUUUGUUUCAGGCUUGUUGUUUAUCCUAAAAGGGUCUUUUGAAGUAAAAACUGAGACAUGCAUAAAUUUACUUCAUUUGAACACAGGGUUUCCUUGCCCAGCCAAAAAAUAAUCCAUGUGAAGUGUCUGUAAUAAAAAUGCUAUUCAGUAUCUGUCAAUGAAAGCGAUGAUCUGUAUUUGCUGAAGUUAAUGUGUUGUGGUUUGUGCUAGUGUAGAUGGUUUAUGUGUUGCAGGGAGCCUACUCAUAGCCUGACAUGCUUGGGGGCUGGUGCAUGGGGCAGGGCAUCCCCGGGGUAGUAGACACUGGGGCACAGAGCAAACACUGCUAUAUGAUAAUAAAACAUUACUAUGUA